UUCCCUUUUCAAUUAUUAAAAUUCAUUGUCUCUUGCCAAAGAAUCAUAUAUAAAUAUGCUCUUUCUCCUCUGUUUUUCCCUGCAAUAUCAUCAUUGGCAGCCAUGGAAACUUCACAGCCUCUCUCAAUUGAAAGCUUUUCAUACAGUUGGUUAGUGAACUUAAAGCCUUCUCCAUACCUAACACCUUCUCUAGAUGAUCUUGACAGCUCCCUCCGAGGUUCGCUCGAUGCCUACGACGAAGCGUUGUUCAUCAAGAUGGACCCAAGGAUGCCGCCUUCGAGGAGAUUCUUCCGAAACUCUAAUGAUUUCAAGUUUGAUUUCCCGAUUUCACGGUCUCCCCUCACCCUUGUUCAUGCCGAUGAGCUCUUCUCCGAAGGUCGUGUCAUGCCUUUCUUCGUUAACAAUUCAAAGAAGACUGAGGCCUACGAUGUCUCCGGUACGGCUCCGACACUACCUACCUCUCCACUUGCGCCGGACGUCGAUAUUCCGCAAUGUAAAACGAAUCAUCAUCCUUCUUUGAGAAGGUGCCGAAGGUUGUCAAGGCGGAUAUUUUCCAAGUACUUGAAUUUCCUUCGGCCCUUAUACCGAAGUAUGUUACGACGAAGCAAGUCGAGUGGUACUAGAGUCGAAAGUGUCGAUCCAAGAGGUCAUGUGAGGAAGAACUGGCUAUACUCGACCGGAACAUCUCCUAGGAUCAGCGUCGCGUACUCCGCCGACGAAUGGCGAAAGUCAUGUGAUUCCGAAAGCUCGAUCUACGAGGCAGUCCUCCAUUGCAAAAAAUCAAUCGGAAAAUGAGUGGAGGAGAAACCAUUUGAAAUCGACAUGAAGAGAGGAAACAAGUGGUCUAAAGAAAAUCAUUGACAACUUGUUAUUUGUCCUUGUUUUCUGCUCUUCUGACAUUGACAAUGUACAUUUUGGUGCUGUAAGGAUGUUAAAAACAAUGAGAAUGUUUAUGCCCAUUGAAUUCUGGCCCUCAAGAGGGAAAACUGUAGGGUCUCACAAAUCAAAGUAUAUCUCUCCUUCAUUUCUGUAAAGUUUUAAUUUUCUGAAUACAAUAAAGGAUUUUUUGUUUGUUUGAGGGUAC
Messenger RNA from Hibiscus syriacus, 1084 nucleotides. RefSeq names its product probable membrane-associated kinase regulator 6. NCBI's taxonomy places the organism in Eukaryota, Viridiplantae, Streptophyta, Magnoliopsida, Malvales, Malvaceae. The transcript has 3 exons. The coding region runs from base 103 to 795 and encodes 230 amino acids. The record is from RefSeq and is a predicted model, not a curated record.